AAUAUCGUCACAUCUUCUCCUCCAAUGAGGAUGGAGAUGGUGUUUGCUGACGUGGCAUUUCCCUCUAUUACACCUCGCUUUCCAUCUUCUUCUUCUUCUUCUUAUUCUUCUUCCCUAACCAACAGCAACAUCAUUGUCAUGUCGGAAGAUCACCGCCGUUGGAUGGAUCACAUCACUUCAUGGGAGUACUUCUCUUUAAACAUUAACAACGAUCAGCAUCAUGAUCAGUACUACGCAAGUCAUAAAGAAGAAGGGAUUAGAAACCCUAAUCAAAGUAAUUGCAGCAAGAAAGAGACAAGAGACUAUGGAAGCUGUGGAAACUCGUCAAAAGCUUCGGUGGCGAGAGGACAUUGGAGACCAGCUGAAGAUGCUAAGCUCAAAGAACUAGUCGCUCUCUAUGGUCCACAAAACUGGAACCUCAUCGCGGAAAAGCUCCAAGGAAGAUCCGGGAAAAGUUGUAGGCUUCGUUGGUUUAACCAACUAGACCCGAGGAUAAACAGAAAAGCCUUCACAGAGGAAGAAGAGGAGAGGCUAAUGCAAGCUCAUAGGCUUUAUGGUAACAAAUGGGCGAUGAUAGCAAGGCUUUUCCCUGGAAGGACUGAUAAUUCUGUGAAGAACCAUUGGCAUGUUAUAAUGGCUCGCAAGUUUAGAGAACAAUCUUCUGUUUACCGCAGGAGGAAGACGAUGCUUCCUCUUAACCCACCCCUUAACCCAAAUUCUCAGGUUUUCAACGUUUUUGACCCUACUAGGUUAGCUUUGACCCACCUUGUGAGUAAUGAUGAUCAGAACCAGUUUAUGUUGCCAGUUCCUUGCUUCUCAGGUUCUGAUCAUGGAAACGAGAGUCCAUUGAUGUUGGGAAUGUUUGAAAAUCAAAUGAUGGUCGGUGAUUACGUAGCAAGGAUUCAAGAGGCAACUACAUUCGAUUUUGCGAACCAAACCGGGAAGUGUGAGAUGCUUGAGAGCAUGAAUGAGGAGAAGAAACCACCCUUUUUCGAUUUUCUUGGGUUAGGAACGGCGUGA
Molecule: messenger RNA, 1020 nt
Organism: Eutrema salsugineum
Lineage: Eukaryota; Viridiplantae; Streptophyta; Magnoliopsida; Brassicales; Brassicaceae
Product: transcription factor MYB105
Exons: 3
Coding region: 25-1020 (331 amino acids)
Biological process (GO): regulation of DNA-templated transcription
Cellular component (GO): nucleus
Molecular function (GO): RNA polymerase II cis-regulatory region sequence-specific DNA binding; DNA-binding transcription factor activity, RNA polymerase II-specific
Source: RefSeq, a predicted model, not a curated record